AUGAUAUGGGCCAUACAUAGUCUUGGUAAUUUUGGGCCACUGGGGAUAGUGCAGGGGCAGCAAAUCCUACACAUGCCAAUGGGCAUAAACAUGGUGGCAACUCUUCUUUCGACAAAUCCUUCUGUCCCGUUCAGGUUCUGGAACAAAACCCGCCUCCUACUAACACGCCAUUACCGUCGUCACUCACAACGCUCUCACACAAACAUGGCCCGAGAAGAAGGGAUUGUCUCGUUGCAGGAAUGGCAGGGUUGGGGCACCACCUCCCCUCUACCCGCCAUGGUGGCCCAGAUAGUCGACGAUUUGAAAGGUCUUGAACAAGACUUGGAUGCCCACAUGAGCUUUGGCGGCAAUGGUGGAAAGCUACAGGGGAAUUUCAGAUUACAAGAAGAUAAGAAACACCGUGCGACGUAUCAGGCUUUAGGUGAUUCGGAGAAGAAGCUUCAAUUUUAUUCGGCCCGACAGAUAGCUUGUCGCGUUCUAGGUAGCCGGGGUUACCUUUGUCAGAAGUGCUGGCUUCCCAUGGAGGAUUGUAUGUGUUCAAAACUCACAUCCUGCUCACUCUACCCGGGAAUAAGGUUUUGGCUGUAUAUGCAUCCCAAGGAUUUCUUGAGACAGAACAACACUGGAAAGAUUUUGUGGCAGGUCUUUGGGGUUGAUGCAGCAUCUCUGUGCCUUUUUGGUAUUCCUGAACACGAGGAAAUCAUGUGGAAUUCCUUUAAAACGGCAGGAAAAGGUAACGUGUGGUGCCUUUAUCCCAACAAGAGUGAAGUUCCGAAGUCAGUUCAAAAUGUAUUUGAUCAGGAACCAGUUACAAGUGAUGAAGUUGCACCAACGGAGGUGAAAGUAGAAACAACCCUGCAUUUUAUUUUGAUUGAUGGGACAUGGAGCAACUCAGCAGCAAUGUUUAAGCGCCUUCAGGAUAAAGCAAAGUUAGUUUGGGGGGAUGAGGACCUACCUUGUAUAUCCUUAAACCCUGGUGCUUCUGCUAUGCAUAAACUUAGACCACAACCAUCGUGGGAUCGGACAUGCACAGCGGCAGCUGCCGCAGGCCUGCUCUCAGAGCUCCAACUUCUUCCACAGUUUAGUUCCAUUGAAUUGGACAAACAGGCAGAAGCAGUGGAACAUGCUUUAACGGUCUUAUUAGAUGCCCUCACAAAGAGGCGUGUUCGCAUGGGAAGAUCCAUAACAAGAAAGGUGAGGCAAACCAACAUACGAUAG
Molecule: messenger RNA, 1218 nt
Organism: Sphenostylis stenocarpa
Lineage: Eukaryota; Viridiplantae; Streptophyta; Magnoliopsida; Fabales; Fabaceae
Source: the annotation of a GenBank genome assembly